UCGUAAACCCCCAGCUGCGAUUACAAAUCCCCAUCUCUCUCUCUCUUUGUAAUAUCCACAUACACUUUUUCACUUUACAAAAUAUGGACUCUCAACCCCCCAGCUCCAUCCCAAUGAACGCGCAGAGCUCGCCUCUGUUCACCUGCAUGGCGUGCCAGGUCGCCUUCUACUCGGCCGAGCAACAGCGCCUUCACUACCGCACCGACUGGCACCGCUACAACCUGAAGCGCAAGGUGGUUGGACUGCCAAGCGUAACGGCGGAGAACUUUGCGCAGCGCGUGCUGGCGCAGCAAGCCAAGGCGGCCGACGACUCGCAGCGCGCAAGCUUCUCGGCAACCUGCGACGUGUGCAAAAAAACCUACAGCUCGGAGAACGCCUUCAACAACCACCUGAAUAGCAAGAAGCACAAGGAGGCCGAGCGCAAGAUGGUGCAGAAGAUCCAGGACGAGGAGAUCCAGAAGAUGGACCAGGAGCAGGAAGUUGUCGAGGAAUCGGCGCCAAAGGUCAGCGAGUUUGUCAUCAGCGAUGAUGAGGACGAGGACGAGGACGAGGAGGUGGUAGAGCAAAAGAUGGAUGUGGAUGCGCCGCUGAGCAAGGAGGAUGUGGAGCGCGAGCGCCGGAAGCAGGAGCGGCAGAUCAAGCACCAAUUGAACACGGCCACUACCGAGCAGGAGGUGAUUGACCUGCUGGAGAAGAAAAAGAAGGCGGCACCGCGGCUCAACCCCGACCACGACUGCCUGUUCUGCCCGAACCAGUCGGACACGUUCGAACAGAACAUGGAGCACAUGGCCAAGGCCCACUCGCUGUUCAUCCCCGAUCUCGAGUACCUGGUGGACCUGCAUGGCCUGAUCCAGUACCUGGCCAACAAAAUCUCCAUCGCCAAUGUCUGCCUGUACUGCAGCGGCCGCGGCCGCGCUCUGCAGAGCCUUGAGGCCGUGCGCCAGCACAUGCUCGAUAAGGGCCACUGCAAGAUCGCGUACGAGGAGGAAAUCGACGUCCUGGAGAUCUCGGACUUUUACGAUUUCUCGUCCACUUAUCCGGACGCUGACCAGCAUGACAAGGACGAGGAGCUGGAUGAGGAGACGAUGGCGGGACGGCGCAGUCUCAUGGGAAGCGUCGAGGAGGAGGACGGCGAGCUGGUGCUGCCCAGCGGCGAGCGGAUCGGACACAGGACGUUGCGCCGCUACUACAAGCAGACCAUCCCGAUGUUGCGCACCGAGAAGGACAGCGUUAUGAUCCACAAGAUGCUGACUAAUUAUGCGGAGAACCCAGAGUACCAGAACCAGAUCGUCCAGACCAGCCACAACCGUGAGCUGGUCAUGGCCCAGCCCCAUGGCCGCCAGGCGUGGAAGGACAUGGCCACGUUCAAGGAGUACCGCCAGAGGCACGACUACAAGACCGCCAUCGGCAUGCGCAACAACGGCCUGAUGAAGCACUUCCGCCAGCAGAACCCGUUCUGAUUCCCCUCCUCGCUUUGUCGUCUCUAAAUUUAAAGUCGCAAGUGAGGUUGCAAAAUAACAUGCCAACCUGCUCAACCAUGGACUGUAUGAUGAACCCCAGUACUGAACCAUGGUCUGGCCCACUCGCCACUGUUCAGUCGCUUUAGAUAUCAUAAGCUAUGACCCGAUAACCAGCCACGAAAUGUAGCCUUGAAGGCCAAUAGUACUCUGAAUGCCGCGGCAGUGAAAACCUUUGCCAGGAACCGCCAAGGGCUCCAUGACCUUUCUGAGAGACGGCACUCUGCAGUGCACUGCAAAAGGCUCCACAGCAGAGAUCCUGCCUUAGCAUCGGCUGAUGCAAUCCAAACAGAC
This is a messenger RNA of Linderina pennispora, 1811 nucleotides long. RefSeq lists its product as uncharacterized. The transcript has a single exon. Gene Ontology annotation, cellular component: preribosome, large subunit precursor. The record is from RefSeq and is a predicted model, not a curated record. Gene Ontology annotation, molecular function: zinc ion binding; nucleic acid binding. Gene Ontology annotation, biological process: ribosomal large subunit biogenesis. Lineage: Eukaryota; Fungi; Kickxellomycota; Kickxellomycetes; Kickxellales; Kickxellaceae. The coding region runs from base 84 to 1460 and encodes 458 amino acids.